Messenger RNA from Acipenser ruthenus (sterlet), 2866 nucleotides. RefSeq names its product nuclear envelope integral membrane protein 2-like. Bases 670 to 1815 code for a protein of 381 amino acids. Gene Ontology annotation, cellular component: nuclear envelope. The record is from RefSeq and is a predicted model, not a curated record. NCBI's taxonomy places the organism in Eukaryota, Metazoa, Chordata, Actinopteri, Acipenseriformes, Acipenseridae. The transcript is spliced from 10 exons.
GCAUGACACAAUGUGAAAGUAAAGCACGGUCGUUCAGCUUCAAGACCAAACUAGAAGAUCUCAGAUACGCACACUAGCUAUAAUUAUUUUACUUUUUAGAAAAAAAGAAAAAAAAAACUGUUACAUGUAAAGCAAAGUAUUAAACAGUAUGUUUUCGUAUAAUACAUCUUCUGUUUGGUUAAGUUAGUUUCUACUGUAUAUUCCUUUCUGUGUAUUAUCAUCUGCCUAGUGUGAUGGACGCGCCCAAAUUCCACCGAAUUUGAAUGAAACUACAGUAUUUCUAUUUCAUCAUGAAGACUCUCUCCGCUUCAAAAAAGUAUAUUCAGAUUUUAGGAGUUUGUUUAUUCUGGUUUGCACAGACGACUUGGAGUAACACAUUUAAAGAAUGUAUUGAAGUGAUAGACAAUCUGGAAAUAAAUCAAUACCAGGAGCACUGUUUUUGCUACAGAUUAAAUACGACAGUAGGAUGGAAGGACAUCUGGUCAACAUUCCAGGAGGCUGUGUGGUCCAGUGGUUAAAGAAAAGGGCUUGUAACCAGGAGGUCUCCGGUUCAAAUCCCACCUCAGCCACUGACUCAUUGUGUGACCCUGAGCAAGUCACUUAACCUCCUUGUGCUCCGUCUUUCAGGUGAAUGUGCAAAGCCGUGACGAUGUCCACAUUGUUUUUCCUAUGGAAGAUAACAAUUGUAAAGACCCAGAGCGAUUCAUACAUUUUAUUCAGUGUGUUUUAAGAUUUUAUUGGCCUUUUCCAAAUGCAUCAGCUAAACCAAGCUUAACUAUUGCACAUACUGAUGAGGAAGUCUGCUUUGGAGUAAAAUCAGUCAAGCCCUCUGUUAAAUACUCAGUGCGUGUAACCGGAAAAAAGCAUGAUCUGUAUCGUUUUUCCCUGUUUGUGAUUGGAAUAUUGCUGUUCGUUUCUGCACGCAGAUUAUGCAGGAACACUGUGUUUUAUUACACUGUAGGUAUUUCUCUGGGCGUUAUCUCCAUAUUCGUUCUUACUUUGUUCGUACUUAAAAGGUUCAUACCAAAGAAAAAGACAUUUUUGUUUAUGCUCAGUGGAUGCUCUUAUCUAUCCUACAUGGCGGUCCAGCAGAUAGUGAAUCACUGGGGUGAAAUAAGGACAGAUUACUGGAGAUACGCAGUUGGUUACCUGUUAUUUUCUGGAUUUCUCAGCUUUGCUGUCUGCUAUAAGCAUGGACCAAUAACAAAUAGUCAAAGCUUAAACCUCCUGACCUGGACACUGCAGAUCAUCGCCCUGCUCUUAAUGUACCUCGGGAUUACAUAUCCUCCUGCUGCAUAUGCAGUCAUCACCAUUUUAGUCGCUUCAAAAACCCUGGCUUUUGCAAGGUGUUUGAUUUGCAGUUUCUACAGAAAAAUAAGAGGGAUGUUCCCAAUUCCAAAAAGCAGCUUUAAAGCAAAGGAACUGGAAAUCAGACUGCUUAGUGAAGAGGAAUACAGAGAACAGGGUGACACUGAGACCAGAGCAUCCUUGCAGGAGCUGCGUGAAAACUGUUUGAGGCCAGGAUUCCCUGCAUGGGAAGCAGUGUCAAGACUCCACUCUCCUAAAAGGUUGGCUGAGUUUAUACGAGGGGGUUCCCAUGUGACUGAUGAAGAGAUCCUUGAGCACGACAAACAGUACUGUUUGGGCGGCACCUACUUUGAAGACUGGAUCUUUUCCACUAGAGACGAGGAGCAGGGUGAUCAAGAUUGGCCAAAUCCACUGCAAUCCCAAGAGGAUGUUGAUGAGGGAGACCUGGAGUAUUACGAACCCACGGAACAGAGCAAUUUAGCACCAGUUGAUUUAGAUUUAUUCUAAAGUCACAAAGUGGUCUAGCUGAAUGAUCUCCUAUAUCACUAAAUAAAAUAAAAAUGUGUAGAAUAAAGAUAAACACUGAUUUAGAUGAUCAGAAUAGACCGUCGCCUCAGAAAAAUUAUUUUCAGAUCUUAGCUUCAUUAAGAAUUUAGGUGCAUGUUUUAAUAAUAUUCUAUCCCGAUUGCCUUUUUUACUUGACAAUUUGCUUACCUUAACUUUGUUUUUAUUACAAUAACUUAAUCAGUUAUCUAGAUAACUGAAUACCUUGUUGAAACAUAUCAGGCUUGCCUCGGCAUUGUGAGGUCAUUUUAAAUGUGCCAUUGAUAUUAACCCGUUAAACUCAGGUCAAUGUUGAGCAACAGCCAUUAACCCUUUAAGGUACAAGGGUGCAUGAAACAGGGUUUACAAUUUGCCGACAGGUUGGAUUUGUUUUAUCCAAAUUGCCAGUUUCCUUGUAAUACUUGAGUCACUCUUAAAUGUCUUAAGAAAAAAAUGUUAGAACAACUGCUCAUUUCCUUGUGUACUUUAAGGGAUUAAAGUACUCACAGGUAGUUUAUGUUGUUUUUGCACUAAGAGGACCAUGUUCUUCUAUGACACUUUUAAACUGAGUGUAUAUAUUAGACACCCACUGAGGUUUCUAGAAUGUUUGAUACAAGUACCUGUCCAUUAGACUCGUGGCAGAUUAGCAAAAAACUAAAUGUAAAAUACUGCAGGAGGGAAUUAUCUAAAUUAAAACACACCAAGUGCUUUUUUAACAUUUUUAAAAUGCAGUUAUUUUUUUUUUAUCAGUCCAAGCUCCAAAUGUUUGAUGUAUUAUGAAAAAUAGAUUAAGAGUGGCUGCGUUUUUGUAAAAAAAAAAAAAAUCUCAAACUGCCAUGCAACAGGAGUCCUAUUUCCAAAUACCGUGGUAUAUUAUAAAUAGUUUUCAUUCAUUUUUAACACCAGCAUGUAUUUCUGUAUUUUUUUUUUCAAUUUGUUAAAUGAAAAAUAAGUAAAUGUUUUAUUCCUGAAAGUUUUUAAAGUUGGUUAUGGGUAUGCUUAACAUUUGUUUUGA